Molecule: messenger RNA, 1562 nt
Organism: Marchantia polymorpha subsp. ruderalis
Lineage: Eukaryota; Viridiplantae; Streptophyta; Marchantiopsida; Marchantiales; Marchantiaceae
Source: the annotation of a GenBank genome assembly
CGAAUUGCAAGAUGACAGCGCCAGGAAGCGGAAGAUGGGAACUCGUAGACUAUAAAGAGGAGUAAGAUGUAUCGCUCGUUACGCCGAAGCCAAGUGCAAGAUGGAGAGCAGAACUUCCACUUCUCUCAGUACAUCCGAUUUCUUGAGCCUCCCCAGAGUCAAGCAGCUGUGUAAAAACAAGGACGAAGGAUUGAAGGGACGAAGGAUUGAAGGACGAAGCUAUGGAUGAAACCGUGUGGAGCAAGCUACCAGCGGAAAUGUUCGUCAAGACCAUGCAAUUCUUGCCUCCUGUAAGAGUGUUGCAGCAGAGAACUCUUAGCAAGUGGGUGUACCAGGCCACCAGCUCGGUCUCCUUUAAUCAUCUAUACUGGAAGCAGCGCAAGCGUGUGAACGAGACCUGGCUGCUCUUGGUUCAAAUCGAUAUGAAAGGAAGUUUUAAAGACCUAUCGUCGUAUGACUUUUGUCUGGAAAAAUGGUACAGACUUCCCAGAGACAACUUAUCAAAUUUGAAUGGUAGGAUUGAUGUGGUUGCAUCAGCGGGAAGUCACCUUCUCUGCAAGGGCGAGUUUGGAAACCUCCCUGAUAAGCUAUAUAUGUGCAACCCUCUCAGGGGAACUUGGAGAGAGCUACCACCCAUGCAAAAGCAGAGGAGGGAGCCUCGAGUGGGUGUUGUCCAUGUGCAGGAAGAUCCCGCCGAUGUAGAUGGUGACGCCUUCAAGGUCGUGGUCGCUGGAGGGUUCUGUCCAUGGGGGCACAUCAAGUUUGAUCUUAGUAGUGAGGUGUAUGACUCGAGAACCGACUCUUGGAAGAUGACCGAAUCCAUUCCCGAAGAUUUUGUCCCUUGUUUGAAAUUUUUUCAAUACAAGGGCAGUCUCUAUUCUGUCACCUAUGGUAUAAUUGAUGACGCCAUAUGUGCACGCGACGUUAUUUUGUACAACUUGGAGAGUGGCAUCUGGAGCAAGGUUCAGGCUGCUAUGCCUGAAGGCUUGAUGCAAGUAAAUGUUGUGGAGUGCAAUGAGAGGUUGUUAAUGGUAGGGAUAGUUAGAGCAUCCAGCAUCAAGAUCUGGAUGCUCGACGAUAGUGCUAAAAACUGGGAGGAGAUAGCCACUAUGCCACCGGACACUUUUAAUGAGUUUGCUAAGUCGAUUUCCAGUAAUUUUAGCUGUACUUCGACUUAUUCUAUUGGAAAAGGUAGAUAUAUAUGUUUGAUACUCAAUCACAGUCCUCUAGUUCUGAAGUUUGACAUGGACCUCAAUACUUGGACCUGGCUGCCCAAGCAUCUUCAUGAGAAUGGCCGUGGACUAAUGUAUUGGACAGGAAUGUUUUUCAAUCCGAGGCUCGAACUUGAUCACAAACAGUCCUAGCGGCUGUCACAUUAGAUUCACAGGUCUGAUUUGAGUAGCGAACUCGUCGUCUCCGAAGUCGAGACACUUACGAGUUCUCGGCACGAGACAACGAACAAUCGCAUUAAAGAGCAUAUUGCAGAAAGGUCCUGAUAUGUAAUUAGAAUAUGUAUUGGUACGACAUUUGACUUCUUUACUUCUAAAUGAAAAAUGGAUGUG